Molecule: messenger RNA, 1209 nt
Organism: Sinocyclocheilus rhinocerous
Lineage: Eukaryota; Metazoa; Chordata; Actinopteri; Cypriniformes; Cyprinidae
Product: actin, alpha skeletal muscle 2
Exons: 6
Coding region: 40-1173 (377 amino acids)
Source: RefSeq, a predicted model, not a curated record
GUAGUGUCCUCAUUUACUUUAUUUGUAGAACCCAUCACGAUGUGUGACGACGACGAGACUACAGCUCUGGUGUGCGACAACGGCUCUGGCCUGGUCAAGGCUGGUUUCGCCGGCGAUGAUGCUCCCAGGGCUGUCUUCCCUUCCAUCGUCGGCCGCCCACGUCACCAGGGUGUGAUGGUCGGUAUGGGUCAGAAAGACUCCUACGUUGGAGACGAGGCUCAGAGCAAGAGAGGUAUCCUGACCCUGAAGUACCCAAUCGAGCACGGCAUCAUCACCAACUGGGACGACAUGGAGAAGAUCUGGCACCACACCUUCUACAACGAGCUCCGUGUGGCCCCUGAGGAGCACCCAACCCUGCUCACCGAGGCCCCUCUGAACCCCAAAGCUAACCGUGAGAAGAUGACCCAGAUCAUGUUUGAGACCUUCAACGUCCCCGCCAUGUACGUGGCCAUCCAGGCCGUCCUGUCCCUGUACGCUUCUGGCCGUACCACCGGUAUUGUGCUGGACUCUGGUGAUGGUGUGACCCACAAUGUGCCCAUCUAUGAGGGUUACGCUCUUCCCCACGCCAUCAUGCGUCUGGACUUGGCUGGUCGCGAUCUGACAGACUACCUGAUGAAGAUCCUGACCGAGCGCGGAUACUCUUUCGUCACAACCGCCGAGCGUGAGAUUGUCCGUGACAUCAAGGAGAAGCUCUGCUACGUCGCACUGGACUUUGAGAAUGAGAUGGCCACCGCCGCCUCCUCAUCCUCCCUCGAGAAGAGCUACGAGCUUCCCGACGGUCAGGUCAUCACCAUCGGUAAUGAGCGUUUCCGUUGCCCCGAGACCCUGUUCCAGCCUUCCUUCAUUGGUAUGGAGUCUGCCGGCAUUCACGAAACCGCUUACAACAGCAUCAUGAAGUGCGAUAUUGACAUCAGAAAGGACUUGUACGCCAACAACGUCCUGUCUGGUGGAACCACAAUGUACCCUGGUAUUGCUGACCGGAUGCAGAAGGAGAUCACAGCCCUGGCUCCCAGCACAAUGAAGAUCAAGAUCAUUGCUCCCCCUGAGCGCAAGUACUCCGUCUGGAUCGGCGGCUCCAUCCUGGCCUCCCUGUCCACCUUCCAGCAGAUGUGGAUCACCAAGCAGGAAUACGACGAGGCUGGCCCCAGCAUCGUCCACCGCAAGUGCUUCUAAGCGCCUGGCUCACCAUCCUAUCAUUGCUUCCUGCUC